Camelina sativa (false flax) is the source of this 1134-nucleotide messenger RNA. Its product is annotated as protein TAPETUM DETERMINANT 1-like. Gene Ontology annotation, biological process: cell fate determination. The record is from RefSeq and is a predicted model, not a curated record. Lineage: Eukaryota; Viridiplantae; Streptophyta; Magnoliopsida; Brassicales; Brassicaceae.
UCAUCCUCUCUCUCUCUCUCUCUGUUGAUACUUUUUUGUUUGUUUGCUCUGUUUGUUUCACUACGCUCCAGCUUUCUCUUCGUUUUCCGUCAGAUUCAGAAUUGCUUUUUUUUUUUUCCCCAAGAAACUCGAUCGAGAGAUUCCUUACUUCUUUUUUUUCUCCAUUUUAGUCGCUUUUAUUAUACGAUUCAUCUCUGUCUCCUGAUUCGCUUUACGAUACGAUUCCUGAAUCGCUUUCGUAUCCUUGCUUGAUUUUGAUUUUAGUAUAUUAUUCACUUUUUGCGAUGAAGUUUUGUUUUGCUCCAGAAACUAGUUAAAUCCGAUUUUCCGGUAAUAGUCAAACAUCGACGUUGACGGAACAAGAGAAGGAGACGAGAGAGAGAAUCAGAGCUUUCAUCAUCAUCAGCUAUAUUUUUAGUUUCCCGACGUCUAACCACAUGAACCGGCGGCGACUUCUGAUUUCGGCGAUACUUCUCUCAUACUUUCUUCUUCACGGCACGGCUCUCGCCUCCGGGGUAAAGCUUAGAGGUAAUCUGGAUUUUACUAAAACGACGACGUUACCUAGCUCUUCGCAUCGGAAGAUGCUUCUUCUCUCUCCUGGAAAAGCAGAAAGGAGGGCAGAGCCAGAGAGGAUAGGAGACAAGUGCAAGAGUACAGACAUAGUGGUGAACCAAGCUGCAACGGAACCAAUGCCGAGCGGGAUACCAGGUUACACGGUAGAGAUUACCAACAUGUGUAUGUCUGGAUGCGUUAUUUCGAGGAUCCACAUCAGCUGCGGUUGGUUUAGCUCAGCUAAGUUGAUUAACCCAAGAGUCUUCAAGCGUAUUCACUACGACGACUGUCUUGUCAACAACGGCAAGCCCUUGCCUUAUGGCUCCACACUCUCUUUUCACUACGCCAACACUUUCCCUUACCCUCUCUCUGUCGCCUUCGUCACCUGCUCUUAGGCUGUUUGCUUUCUUUUUUUUUCUUAUAGGAUAAACUGUGGGAAAUUAAGAGAGUCGUAUUAGAUACGGAAAUAUGGAGAUUAAUCUUAUUCAUACGAAUACCAUCAUCCACUUUUGUUUUUUCUUCUCUUGGGAUGUGGAAACAGUGAUAUUAUAUAUAAGUAUAUAAAAAAAGGAAUCUAUCAAA